AUGUACCAGACUGAGACGGCGCCUUUGGUGGGAUAUGGUCGAAACGAAACUCGACUCCCAGUCCCAGGCACCAACUUCGGCAGCGCACGCACCCAAAUCCAGUGGAAGUCGACAAAGAGUCAUUUCAUCAUGCUUGACUUGCAGACGCCGAAAAAUCAAGUGCAAGCGGCCAGUGGCUCUGGGAGAAUAUCGAAAGCUGUAUCUACCAAUUAUGAUAGACCUGCGAAGAGCGUAGAUGUACAGGCGCGAUUAGACCGACUAGAGCUACUCCUGGAGAGAGUGGUCGCAAGUCAAGGAAAUAACCCAAUUUCUUCCAUACGAUCCAGUAUGGACAUUGAGAGACCAGAACACACACAUCACACACCAUCAGCGACCAGUCAAACAUCUCACGGCGGCGGCAUUGCCUCCGAUGAUGGCGAUGGUACCCUUCUUCUUGACGGUGGUCAGUCGCAAUUUGUCAGCUCUCUGCAUUAUGCCCUGCUGGCAGAUGAGAUUCAAGACAUCAAAGCUCUUUUGGGCGAUAAGACAGAAGAGGAGAGGCGUGAGAUCCCGCAGAGCACGCUGGUAGAUCUUCUGUCACUAGGUCGAGCGCGUUCACAAUCAAAUCUUGAACAACUGCUGCCAAACACGCAAAAGCAUCGCGACACUUUGCUCGAUGUAUACUUCGCCAAUGUGGAUCCCAUGGUGCGAAUAACACACAAACCUACUGUAGUACGCAAAUUUCUUUGCUAUAACCAAGAGGCGCAUCCGAUGUCCUUCGCAAUCUAUUUCUCGGCCAUCAAUUCCUUGCCCCCAAAUCUCGUUCAAAACAUGUUUGGGGAAAGCAAAGAGAAUCUUCUGGAUCGAUUCCAGCUCGGUGUUGAGGUUACUCUGGCCCGUGAAAAUUAUCUCACAACCUCAAAUCUUGAGAUUUUUCAAGGCUUUAUGCUCUGGUUGACUUGCAUAACUAGAGAAGAAGAUAUGGGGAAAGCGUGGGUUUUACUUGGGCUAGCAUUUCGCAUUGCGUUGAAUCAGGGCCUCCACCGCGACCCUUCACUAUUUCCAAUCGGAUCCAUGGAUGCAGUUACUAUCGAAUCCCGACGCCGCAUGUGGUAUCAACUUGGCCAUUUAGAGUUUCGCGCAGCAGAGUGCAAGGGUCAAGAGCCGAGCAUAACGGAAGACUUCUAUACGACACUUAUACCGCGCAACAUCGAUGAUGAAGAUCUUACAGAUGGAGCUAGCCCAGGCCCAACGCCGUACGAUAUGAAGAAAUUUACGAACAUCACUUUCCAGCUAGUUCGGUACAUGGGAAUGCGAGCAUUACGACGCAUAGUGCAAAGCACCUAUCGCCUCGAACGGCGAAUAUUAGACUCUGGACUUCACGGUACCUCAAGACCUGACCCUUCUCAAGAACUGCGAGAUUUAUAUGAGCGGAUUCAGGUCAUGCUUGACGAGGUCCACGAGGAGAACCACCGGAAAUAUCUACACUAUCUCGACCCGGAGAUGCCGAUGCAGCGAAUAACGCUGAAUCUAGCUUCGCUUCUAGAGUGGCGGUGUUAUUUACUUUUCUGGCUUCGUAUGCCGCGAGUUUAUCGUGAUUCUGUGUUUUCGGAAGAUAUACGAAGAUCGAUCUUCGAAAAGUCUGUCAACUGUAUAGAGACACUCAACCAUGCUGCAGCUGAUGUAGAUGCAGCUCGAUUCCAUUGGCAUAUUAGUGGAAUUGCUUCGUUCCAAGCGAUCAUGCAUGUGCUCUCCGAACUUCGAAACCCUCUAUUCGAUGCGCCUGAUCGACAACGCGCAUUGAGAGCUUUACAAACAUCUCGUAAGAUUAGAGAGAGCAAUACCGCAAAAGCGUGGCAAGCCGUAAAAAACAUGAUUGACAAGGCUGUCGCUGAGCAUAAUGCGUCUCCAAGAGGGCAACAGUCCCAAAGUUCGAGCACGUAUGCGAGCCCUACUCCGCCGAUUCCUCGCUCUUUACAACCAGAGAGCACGUCAACUGGUGAUAUCUCUACCUAUCCGCCGAUUGAAGCCAUUCCAGACUACUCUUACCAGCAUCGUCCUGCGAUGCAAUACAAGCCGCCCAGGGUUCCUCUACAGCCACAACCCUCUGCAUCCGUAUCCAUGAACUCGAUGCAGCCUAUUCCAGAUCAAUCAGGACCUUCUUGGGACGACUUUAACCUCAAUAAUAUAGCUAACAUUGUGGGAGAUGUCCAGCCCGCUCCAGGCAGUGUACCAGACUUUGACUUUGGAUUCUGGGGUGAUCCUUUCAACCACGAGAACGAAGCGGCCAUGCCUUUGCCAGAUAGCUACUUUCCCUGUGAUAGAAUAAUCCACCCUGCCGCCCAUACAAUACAGCAGGCAUUUCUGACACCACUCACGGCCAGUUGCGACAGUAAGAGAUCUCGAGGUAGCACAGCAGUCAUAUUGGCAGCACGACAUGCUCCUUCCACCACGCACGCGAAUGGCCAAAUCUUCGCCAGCUGUUCCUUGGAUGAGGCGAAGUGCAUUCGAUUGCAAGAUGGCACGCUCAUUUUCAGGGACGAGGUUCUGGAGUGGCACCUGGAGAGAAUGAUGUUCGUUGCCUAG
Messenger RNA from Plenodomus lingam JN3, 2565 nucleotides. Lineage: Eukaryota; Fungi; Ascomycota; Dothideomycetes; Pleosporales; Leptosphaeriaceae. The record is from RefSeq and is a predicted model, not a curated record.